UAGUCUUAUUGUCGGCAUAUUGGUGCGUUCUCUCUCGCACUAUGCGUAUAUGUCUAUCCCUGUCGUACAUUCCUAUAUGCGUAUAUGUAUAUCCCCCCCUCUCUCUCUCUUCAGUUGAGCUUUCACUGAGCGGCUUAGUGAGCAGUUUUGUUUUUGAAUUGAACGCGUUGGUACGAAUAUAAUCAAAUAUGACAUAAAAUGUUUAAAGUAGUGUUGUGUUAAAGAAUUUUUUUUUUAAUAUUCUGAAUUGUUUUAACGACUACAUACAUUUUCAGUACCUUCACCGAACGUAUCAUAGUAUGUUAUUAAUAUUUUAAUUGAAUUCUAACGAAGAAUUUAUCGUAUUAUUAAAUAACAUGGAAACUGUUCGAGAAUUUCCUUUCCCUUUUCCACCGUAUCCUAUACAAAAUCAAUUUAUGGAAAAAUUGUAUGGAUGCUUGGAAAAUGGUAAUUUGGGAAUCUUUGAAAGCCCAACAGGUACCGGUAAAUCUAUGUCAAUAAUCUGUGGUGCUCUGAAAUGGCUAAUCGACCAUGAAGAAUUGCAAAAGAGCGAAUUAACUACUGCAAUUUCUGAACUUGAUGAGAAAAUAGAGAAAUGUGUUAAUUCUGCAGAUGAUUGGUUGUCUGUUCAGUCUGAACAGAUACAAUUGAAUAGUAAAAGACAAGUUCUUCAAGCAAAGUUAAAUAGUAUUUCUCAAUAUGAACGUAAGAAAACUUCAUUGAAAGAUAGAGCUAAAAAUAUAGAUAAUAAAAAGAAGUCACACAAGCAAAGUAAGACAAAAUAUAUAAAAAAUGAAGUAAAGACUGAAAAUGAUUUGCCACUUGACAAAUUGAAUGUAAAGGAAGAAAAUGUUGAAGAGGAUUUACUGUUAGAAGAUGUAGUACAACAUUCGGAUGGUUCUGAAAGCGAAAACGAGGAAGAAGAAAUCUAUAAAAACACCAAAAUCAUCUUUUGUUCCAGAACUCAUUCUCAAUUAUCACAAUUUAUAGGGGAACUCAAAAAAAGUCCUUACUCAAAAAAUAUAUCUGUCGUAACAUUGGCAUCUAGACAAAGUUAUUGUAUUAACAAAAGUAUAAAGAGAUUGAAACAUAUAAAUUUAAUUAAUGAACAUUGUUUGCAACUACAAAAGAAGAAGAAAACAACUGUCAAGGUUGAAAAAGAUCUUAAAAGAAAGAAAGUGGCAACUAAUUGUCCAUUUAUGCCAGGUGAUCAAGAUUUACUGAUAGGGGAAACUAUAACAGAGAUUCAAGAUGUAGAAGAGAUUGCACAGAAAGGGAAAAGCCUGGAAACUUGUGUAUAUUAUACAUCAAGAAAGGCUAUUCCAUAUAGCCAACUAGUAUUAGUUCCAUAUAAUUCUAUAUUACAUAAAAACACUAGAAUUAGUUCUGGAAUCAUUUUAAAAGGAAAUAUAUUAAUAAUUGAUGAGGCUCACAAUUUAUUGGAUGCUAUUGAAAGAAUGCACAGUGUCAUGAUUACAGGUAGAAAUCUAUUGCACUGUUACAAUCAACUUGUUCAGUAUCAAAAAAGAUUUCAAACGCUUUUCUCUGCUAAAAGUGUCUUGAAUUUAAUUCAGUUGGGUUACUGUUUAAAAAAACUUUUAACCAUUUUUGGAGUCACUACAAAAUCAAGUCCUAAUGAUAAUAUUGAUAAAGAAGUGUCUCCAAAAUUAUAUAAAAUAGAAGAAUUUGAAGUAAUGACAGGAAUUGACACAGUAAACAUAUUUGAAUUAUUACAAUUUAUUAAGAAUUCACGGUUGAGUCAUAAGCUGCAAGCUUUUACAGAACAAUAUGGAAAUCAUGUAAAACUUCAUAAAAAUGAUACAAAAGCAUCUGGCAUAACACAAUUUUUAAAUUCCAUCAAAAACAAGGAUUCAAAUUCAAAUGUACCUGAUCCAACUAUAGACACAGUAGCAGAUGAAGAACGAUCGAAUAAUCCAUUAUUAUCAGUUGUGAGCUUCCUAGAAUGUUUACAAAAUAAUUGUACAGAUGGGCGCAUAUUUAUUGUUCCUGGUCCAACUAUUGGACAAAGUGUUAUAAAAUUUCUUUUGUUAAAUCCAGCUGCUCAUUUUCAUGAUAUCGUACAAGAUGCCAGAGCUAUAAUACUUGCUGGUGGAACAAUGGCACCAAUGAACGAAUUUACAGAACAAUUAUUUAUAGCAGCAGGUGGUGCACCUGAAAGAAUUGUCACAUUUUCGUGCAAUCAUGUGAUUCCUCCAGAAAAUAUAACAUGCAAUAUUGUAACUAGUGGUCCAACUGGUAUUGAAUUUGAAUUUAAUUUUCAAAAUCGACAAAACACAAAAUUGUUAGAUGAACUAGGAAGAGCAUUAUUAAAUAUAUCUAAUAUUGUACCAGCUGGAAUUGUAGUAUUUUUACCUUCUUAUAAUUUCGAGGAAUUAAUGUACAACCAUUUACAUAAGACUGGUGUUAUAGCAAAAAUUUCUUUAAAAAAGUGUGUUUUUCGUGAACCCAAAUUAACUUCUCAGGUAAACGAAAUUUUAAAACAGUAUGCACUUCGUAUAAAUCAGCCACAAAGUCCACAAAACGGAUCAUUACUAUUCAGUGUAGUAGGUGGUAAAUUAAGCGAAGGAUUAAAUUUUUCUGAUGAUUUGGCUAGAGGUGUUAUAGUAGUAGGAAUGCCCUAUCCAAAUGUUAAAUCGUUGGAAUUACAAGAGAAAAUUAAAUAUUUAAAUGAGAAUGUUAAAUCAGAUGCUGGACAAAACUUUUAUGAGAAUUCGUGUAUGAAAGCAGUGAAUCAGUGUAUUGGACGAGCUAUCCGGCAUAUUAACGAUUACUCAACUGUAAUACUAUUCGAUAAACGUUAUUCUCAAAAAACGAAAGCUCUUCCACACUGGAUUCAACGUACAGUAAUAACUCAUAAUGCUUUUGGUAACAUGAUUGGCAGUGUAGCUAAAUUUUUUGGUAAAAAAAGAAACGAACGCAAUAGAAAAAUAAUUAACUGAAACAAACCAUAAUAAAAGAUGUCCUUUAUUAGUAUUGGGAAUUUUUAUUGUUAUAAUUAUUAAGAAAAGUUUGUUACAUAAAGUUUGCAAGUUGUACUUCAAACUUGUAUGUCAAAUCGUGACAAUAGACUUGUCCAGGGUAUAGUAUGGAACAUGGAAAAUGUGACUGAAAGAAAUUCAUUUUAUAUACUAUUUUCUUUUGUUUAAGGUUUCGCUUAAUUCUUUUAUUGUAUACUUAUUACACAGUUAUUAUAUACAUACUAGUUCUUCUCUAUAUACUUAAAAGAACACUUACAUAAUGUAUUGCAGAUGGGUAAUUUUGUGGCUGAAUACUAAAAGCACAGUACUUUUUGUAGUGAGCUCCGUGUUUUCCUAAAAGAAAUUCAAGUUUUUUAGGUUUAGUUAUUAUCUUUUUCCAUGGUUUUUCUAUUUUCAUUUCUUCGCCAUCUUCAGCAUCGCUAUUAUAACUUUCAUCGUUUUCAUCUGCAGUAUUGUCUUCCUAAAGUAAUGUUAGUAACAGAUACAUGUUAUUGGUAAUUGAAGUAUAUAAAUUUAUCAUGUAUUUACUUCUCCUAGAAUAUCGUAACUAGUCGAGAAUUCUGGAACAAUCUGAGGCGGUAGGCGGCCUCCAGUGUAAAAUUGUACUCCACGCUGAUCAGAGUAGACCUCUAGGACGCUAAAUGCCAAUGUAUUUUAAACAAUAACAAUAUUUAAUAACAACUUAGUAUAUGUAA
Hylaeus anthracinus is the source of this 3694-nucleotide messenger RNA. Its product is annotated as ATP-dependent DNA helicase DDX11. The record is from RefSeq and is a predicted model, not a curated record. Gene Ontology annotation, biological process: nucleobase-containing compound metabolic process; establishment of sister chromatid cohesion. The coding region runs from base 357 to 2960 and encodes 867 amino acids. Gene Ontology annotation, molecular function: DNA helicase activity; DNA binding; hydrolase activity, acting on acid anhydrides, in phosphorus-containing anhydrides. The transcript is spliced from 7 exons. Gene Ontology annotation, cellular component: nucleus. Lineage: Eukaryota; Metazoa; Arthropoda; Insecta; Hymenoptera; Colletidae.